UUCCUAUAAAACCAAAUCAAACCCACCUCUUAUCUUAUGAACAUUGUCUGUUUACUUACUAAGCUUUUUCCCUUUUGGUCAGAGUGUGUGUAGCUCAGUUUCGAGCCAACCAACUUCAACCUCACAUAUCUAAGUCUGCCAUCAUUCUUUUGCAUUUGGAAUUUUCUCAUUCUUUGGGAAGAAAAAAAAUGGAGGCUGUAUCCUUCAAUCCUCUCUUGGUUGCGCCAAAUAAGCUAGCGAGAAUAGUGUCGUGCAAGCCUGACCGAUGCUCAUUGAGCAAGAAGAAGAGUCUAACGUGCUGCCAAGGUGGCGGCAAUGCGAUCAAGUCCACCAUUCUGAAGGAGAGAUCUGCGUCGGUUUGCGCCAACCAAAGUAGUGCUCUGAUAGAUACAGGAAGCUUGGUCAUGUCUCCAAAUGGGAAGAGUCGGGCGGAGACUUGUGUGAAGGAUUUGGGGGCUUAUGAUGGGCACACCCACUCUUCAGUGGAGAUGGAUGAUGGCAUUGGAAUUGUCAGAUUCUUGAGAGGGAAGAGAUUUUUCAUUACCGGUUCUACUGGGUUCUUGGCAAAAGUUCUUGUCGAGAAGAUCUUAAGGACUGUUCCGGACGUCGGCAAGAUAUUUCUCUUAAUGAAAGCUAAAGAUAAGGAAGCUGCGAUGGCGAGGCUAUCAAGUGAAAUAAUAUGUUCAGAGCUCUUCAAGAGUCUUCGACAAUCUUAUGGGAAAUCUUAUGAAAGCUUCAUGCUGAGCAAGCUAAUUCCUGUUGUUGGAGAUAUUUCUAAAUCGAAUCUUGGUUUAGGAGAUGAGUUGGUAGACUCCAUUGCAAAUGAAGUAGAUAUCAUUGUAAAUUCAGCUGCCAAUACCAAAUUCGACGAGAGGUACGACGUUGCUGUCGACAUCAACACCAAAGGACCGUACCAUAUCAUGAGCUUUGCAAAGAGAUGCAGCCACUUAAAAGUCUUCUUGCAAGUUUCCACAGCAUAUGUUAAUGGACAAAGGCAAGGGAAGAUCAUGGAAAAGCCAUUCUGCAUGGGAGACAGCAUAGUCAGAGAAAGUUACAGUGCUGAACCACCAACGUCUCUUCCUCAAUUGGAUGUAGAAAGGGAAAUUCAUUUGGCUCUAGAGUCAAAAAAGGCUCUGGAAGAUCGCGCGGUUGCUCAAAAGAUGAAAGAGUUGGGUCUGGACAGGGCGAAGAAGUUUGGAUGGCAAGAUACUUACGUGUUCACAAAAGCUAUGGGAGAGAUGCUUAUUCACGACAUGGUAGGCGAGGUUCCGGUCAUCAUAAUCAGACCGAGUGUCAUUGAGAGUACUAUAAAGGAGCCAUUUCCAGGAUGGAUGGAAGGAAAUAGGAUGAUGGAUCCCAUCAUCUUGUCCUAUGGGAAAGGACAGCUCACUGGAUUUCUCGGCGACCCAAAUGGAGUAAUCGAUAUCGUACCGGCUGAUAUGGUAGUCAAUGCUGCCUUAGCAGCCAUUGCAAGACAUGGAAUGGUCGGAAAAUCAGGAAUUAACAUUUAUCAGAUUGCUUCAUCGGUCGUGAACCCACUAGUUUACCAAGACUUGGCUAGACUGAUCUAUGAGCACUAUAACACUUCGCCGUGCAUCGACUCCAAAGGUAGACCAAUCCCUGUCCCAUUGAUCAAGCUAUUCACUUCCAUGGACGAAUUUUCAGCUUAUCUUAGAGGAGAUGCCAGUCAGAGAAGCGGGUUGAGAGCCCUGACCUCAAGCACAGAGCUGUCCAAAAAACUAGAAAUUAUUUGUCGUAGAUCGGUGGAGCAAGCAAAGAAACUGGCCAACAUAUACGAGCCCUACACAUUCUACCGCGGAAGGUUCGACAACAGCAACACUGAGCGACUGAUGGAAAGAAUGUCCGAGGAAGAGAAGAGGAGAUUCGGGUUCGAUGUUGGGAGCAUUGACUGGAAAGAUUAUAUCAUUAACGUCCAUAUUCCGGGUCUGAGAUGGCAUGUGAUGAAAGAGAGAAGGACAUUUAGUUAAAAAGAACGGUACACUAGGUUCUAUAACAGUAUGUGCCGUAAUAAAAUGGGCGUUAAUCACAUCUGAAAAUCAAAUGAAGAAAAGAAGUAGUCAACUUUUACCAUUGCUCUGCUAUGGUCCGUCCGUUACGGACACUCAUGUGGCCAUUCUUCAGUACUUCUACUAGGAUAACUCAAUUAUGUUUCAUAAUAACAAAUGAUAUAUUAUGUUUAUGA
Molecule: messenger RNA, 2203 nt
Organism: Rhodamnia argentea
Lineage: Eukaryota; Viridiplantae; Streptophyta; Magnoliopsida; Myrtales; Myrtaceae
Product: fatty acyl-CoA reductase 2, chloroplastic
Exons: 9
Coding region: 189-1988 (599 amino acids)
Biological process (GO): long-chain fatty-acyl-CoA metabolic process; suberin biosynthetic process
Cellular component (GO): intracellular membrane-bounded organelle
Molecular function (GO): alcohol-forming very long-chain fatty acyl-CoA reductase (NADP+) activity
Source: RefSeq, a predicted model, not a curated record